ACAGCCCCUUGGCCCUGAAUGGAUGUGUGUGUGUGGUUCAUCGGUUUCCACGAUUAUCUUAGCUCAUUUAUUUUUAUCCCUUUUACUUCAAUUUGGAGCCAUUUCCAUGUCAAACUUCUAAAUCUCACUUAAACCCACUUCAUUUCUUCUUCUUCUUUUCAAAUAUGGCUUCCAUGGCUUCCAGAUUCUUGAUUAAAGAUUGCAAGUUACAGACGUGUGAAGCGGUUUAUAGACCCAGUUCUUGUUUUCCUGCUAAUAGGAGAAUAAGAUUUCAUCUGGAUAUCAGAAAUGGAAUUUCUUUGCCUGACAAUGGAGGAAUUUGUCCAAUUCAGUGCAAGCCACGAAGUCCAGUUGUUGCUGUUGGUGCUCCUUAUCGGAACUCCCAAGUAUUGUGCAAGGCUGCAACGAAUAUGUCUGGUGAUAUUCCCAGUAGCACACCUAGUGGAAUGAGCACAUACGAAAAGAUAAUUGAAACUCUUACAACUCUCUUCCCUGUGUGGGUUAUAUUGGGCACCAUCAUUGGUAUCUACAAGCCAGCUGCGGUCACAUGGCUGCAGACAGACCUAUUUACCCUUGGCCUUGGAUUUCUCAUGCUAUCAAUGGGAUUGACUUUGACAUUUGAAGAUUUUAGACGGUGUUUAAGAAAUCCAUGGACAGUGGGUGUAGGAUUUUUGGCUCAGUACUUAAUCAAACCCAUGUUAGGCUUCGCUAUCGCAAUGACUCUAAAACUGUCAGCACCUCUUGCAACUGGUCUUAUUUUGGUCUCAUGUUGUCCUGGAGGUCAGGCAUCUAAUGUCGCAACCUAUAUAUCAAAGGGAAAUGUAGCGCUUUCUGUUCUCAUGACAACGUGUUCAACCAUUGGAGCAAUUAUCAUGACACCUCUCCUUACUAAGCUUCUCGCUGGUCAGCUUGUUCCGGUUGAUGCUGCGGGAUUGGCUAUCAGUACAUUUCAGGUUGUUUUAGUACCAACUAUAAUUGGAGUGCUAGCAAAUGAAUUUUUCCCUAAAUUCACUUCAAAAAUAAUCACUGUGACACCUUUGAUUGGAGUUAUUCUCACAACGCUACUCUGCGCAAGCCCUAUUGGGCAAGUUGCUGAUGUCUUGAAAACUCAAGGAGCACAACUAAUAUUGCCCGUGGCUGCCCUACAUGGUGCUGCAUUUGCUAUUGGUUAUUGGUUGUCAAAAACAUCAUUUGGCGAAUCCACCUCUCGUACUAUAUCCAUAGAAUGUGGGAUGCAGAGCUCUGCACUUGGAUUUUUGCUUGCCCAAAAACAUUUCACUAAUCCCUUAGUGGCUGUGCCUUCUGCUGUUAGUGUUGUUUGCAUGGCGCUUGGUGGGAGUGCUCUUGCAGUGUUUUGGAGGAACAUGCCAAUUCCUGUUGAUGACAAGGAUGACUUCAAGGAAUAAAAAAACAUUUCCAUUGCUUAGAGAAUUGUUAGCCUUUACUAGAAAUUCAUGGGAAAAUAUUUGUCUUCUAUUAAGCUGUAGCAUUUGCUUCCCUUUUGUGUUCAAUUUAGGGAGAAAUAAAGAUUUUGGAUUAGCAUUAAAAUUGGGAUCAUGCUUCUGCUUGUAAGUUGAAUUUUCUUAGUUUCUAGUAACAAGUCAUAAAAUAAUUUAGAGGUCACUAGUUCAUGGUAAA
Mercurialis annua (annual mercury) is the source of this 1638-nucleotide messenger RNA. Its product is annotated as sodium/pyruvate cotransporter BASS2, chloroplastic. Lineage: Eukaryota; Viridiplantae; Streptophyta; Magnoliopsida; Malpighiales; Euphorbiaceae. The coding region runs from base 165 to 1406 and encodes 413 amino acids. The record is from RefSeq and is a predicted model, not a curated record. The transcript has 13 exons. Gene Ontology annotation, cellular component: membrane.